UCAGAAGACAAGUUUCCCUUUUAUACAGUGAAAAGAAAUGUCUUAAUUAAGGAAUUUAGCACUGAAUAUAUUCAUGAACUGUAUACGAUAUAUGUAUUUGUAAUGGCAGCAGCAGUGGAGAAAAAAGAGCACUUAUACAAGAUCUUAGUGAUCGGUGAACUUGGAACAGGAAAAACUAGCAUCAUCAAACGUUACGUUCAUCAAUUCUUUUCACAGCAUUACAGAGCUACUAUAGGUGUAGAUUUUGCAUUAAAGGUAUUAAAUUGGGAUGCUGAUACAGUUGUCAGGUUACAAUUAUGGGAUAUUGCAGGUCAAGAACGAUUUGGUAACAUGACUCGUGUUUAUUACAAGGAAGCUGUCGGAUGUUUUAUAGUUUUUGAUGUAACAAGAGCAUCAACAUUUGAAGCGGUCACAAAAUGGAAAGCAGAUUUAGAUAGUAAAGUAACACUAUCAGAUUCAACACCUGUACCUUGUGUUUUACUGGCAAAUAAAUGUGAUCAAGCCAAGGAAGGAUUAGUAAACAAUGUCUCACAGAUGGAUGAUUUCUGUAAAGAGAAAGGUUUUGUUGGAUGGUUUGAGACGUCAGCCAAAGAAAAUAUAAAUAUAGAAGAAGCCGCUAGAUUCCUUGUCACCAGGAUUCUACAGAAUGACGAAGCAAUAGCCAAAGACGAGGCUGACACUGAUAGAAUAAUAUUAAAUGGUCCCAAAGAUUCCUCUUUAACAGAAAAGAAAGGUUGCUGCUCUUGACUUUACAUACAUUUAAAUACUAUGUUACUGAUAGGCGUCUAUACAUUUAAAUACUGUAUUAUUGAUAGCCCUCCAUACAUUAAAAUGAUUAAAGCUGAUACAUGCUGAAGAUCUAUAUUUUGAAUGUUCAAGAUAAGUUUAUAGAAAUGAAGACAUACUGUGCAAAUUUUUAUACAUGUAUUAUUUAUGUCAAUGACAGCCUACCAUACACUCAUAUAAUAUGUGACUGAUAGCCCUCCAUACAUUUAAAUACUGUGUUAUUGAUAGCCCUCCGUACAUUAUAAUGAUUAAAGCUAAUACCUGCUGAUAGAUCUUUACUUUGAAUGUUUAAGAUCAUUUUUAUCGAAAAGAAGACAUAUUGUGCAAAUGUUCAUACAUGUAUUAUUUAUGUCAGUUGCAGCCUUCCAUACAUUUAAAAAAGUGUAGCAGUUAGAAGAACCAAUAUGUCAAUCGUCCACCAAAUCCA
Messenger RNA from Mytilus trossulus (common blue mussel), 1213 nucleotides. Its product is annotated as ras-related protein Rab-32-like. Gene Ontology annotation, biological process: endosome to lysosome transport; phagosome-lysosome fusion. Bases 103 to 747 code for a protein of 214 amino acids. The record is from RefSeq and is a predicted model, not a curated record. The transcript has 6 exons. Gene Ontology annotation, molecular function: GTPase activity; GTP binding. Gene Ontology annotation, cellular component: lysosome; Golgi apparatus; late endosome. Lineage: Eukaryota; Metazoa; Mollusca; Bivalvia; Mytilida; Mytilidae.